AUGGACAGCAACAAUGGCGUGAUUUGUGGAGGGAAGCUGGAUAAGGUGGCCACAUGGGUUAGCUCCUCCGCUUUCUUCACCUCCCUUGAACGCUUCGCUUGUCUCAACCUCACCACCACCGAUCCCGACGAUGACCGAGACCUCCCCAAGGACAAGGAUCGUCCUCUCUUCCAUUCCGACCACAAUGUGUAA
Messenger RNA from Arabis nemorensis, 192 nucleotides. Lineage: Eukaryota; Viridiplantae; Streptophyta; Magnoliopsida; Brassicales; Brassicaceae. The record is from the annotation of a GenBank genome assembly.